UUGGAAAAUCGAUCCAUCAGCCAUAUCGAUAUACGUAGUUCUGGAGCUAUAAGGUGGCGGCAUUGUAUCGGGGUAGCUUAUCGAGCUGCCUCUGUACAGUCCCUGCCCACAAGCCUACGGAUAAGGCAUCCUCGGUCGCUAAUGAUUCCGGAAUACGACAUUGGCUGCUCGAUGAAGUUAUCGCUUUUGAUCUAUGGACUGAUAUAUAUUGCCGCAGGUAGCCAGUGUUACGUAAGCGCAUUCGACGCCCCCUCAGAGGACCACGCCUCCCUGUCUCAAGAUGACCCAGAUUGGGAAGAUUGGGACAAGGAGGUGAGGUUCUCUAAACGUUCGGCUCAUAAUGAACAAGAAAAUGAUGCACUAGAUGGCUCACCUUCUGGAAUUUUACCCUCUGGCUCUAACCCCGUUUUACUCGUACAUACACUCUGCGUCGCAUCUACUGACUGCUCCCAAGUUCAAAAUUCGGAUGAAGCUGAAACAAACAUCAAGAAUGAUAUAGUUGCCCUGUAUACACGCUUAAGAACUUUUCCUGAUCCAGAACCCGUUCAACACAGCUAUGAAUGCAGCAACGACCAACUGGACACUUACGAUUGCCUCUGUUCUGGGAAUGGAAUUGGAAACACACUUACCGUCAAGAACGUACUCCUCUAUAUCGAAGGAUUAACAAAUGAUCUAUCCGAUUUGGAAACGGCUUUCAACUUUUUCACCGAUACGUUUAGACAACAAGGAAUACCCUUAGGUCAAUCUGGAUUAAUUACAUGCGAAUCUCCAAAGUCAACAUUAAAAAAUGUGACAAAUGUUCCCGAUAAGAUACGAGACACCAUCAAAUGUUCACCAAUAUCCUCGGGGCCAAAGGUGAACCUAAAAAACUUUCCUGGAACAGACCUUGGAAAUGCUAUAUCUGCACUUGGAACAUCUGAAAAGGCGUGUAAGAAGAAAAAGAACAACGGAACAUUUACUGGGGCAUUUAACUUUGAAAGAUGUAAUUUCAAGGAGUCACAGGGAGUAGAUGAUCAGGAAAGAGAGUUUACUGCAUACUCCAACUACCUUCUUGAUAAUGAGGAAAGGGGAGUAUACAUAUCUUGUGUGUACCAACGUAAUCUAACAACUGAUGAACUGAUUCCACUUGGUUCAAUAGCAUGGGAUAUCACCGCAGGUGAUGUGACUGUAUCGAGAAGAGACUUGGGAACAUUUUCUUUGAAAAUGGGACUAUAUAGCGAUCCGUUAUACAUGAACGAAUUAUCAACAUCAAAUGCAAUUGGACAGAAUGACUACAUUUAUGGUCAAGUGUAUGCCUUGGGAAUUGAUAUGGACAUUAACAACCUCAAAUUUAGUCUACAGAACUGCUAUGAUUCAUCUGCUCAGCUUCGAUUCAGUGAUACAAUAGAACAACACACCUUAAUACAAGACAGAUGUCCAAUGGACGAUUCAUAUGAAACAAUACCUACAAAUCAAAACGAUAUGUACAAAUUUAGAUUUAAACCAGGGACUCACUACAAUUUAGAUGAUCAUCUUCACUUGCAUUGUGAUAUAAAAAUAUGUACAGUAGAUGAUAACUCAGAAGACUGUAAACCUCCAGACAAACGGAAAUGUGCGCGAGUAUCAAGUCGUGGAAGACGAGCAUUAGAUUAUGGGAAAGAUGUACCUAUUAGCAAUGGACCAAUAUCGUUUAUACAGUCAUCCAAAAUAAAUUCAGAAGAAACAAUAUUUGAUCGAAGUAAGAGAUCCAACGACCAAGCUGAAACAACACCCGUCACAUUCACUCCGUUUGUACUGUUGGCAGUCGCAAUAGCAGCCAUAGCAAUCAAUGUAGUCAUGGCAACAAUAUAUAUAUUACAGUCCAGGACCGAAAAAUAAAAUGACAUGUAUGAGUCAUUAUUUGACAAGGACUCGCGUCCACUAUCGUCAACAAUUAAGUAUAGCAAAUAGUAUAUAAUAUGUAUGAAACUGACUACUGGUAGCUACUGGCAAUCUGACGCAAUAUAAAAUGUACAAAGAUGACAGUACAAUUAGUGGUAAAGAUGGGAUAUGCUAACAUGGAACAGCUUUUGACUUUUAAGAUUAUAUUGAUUAUUAUUGAACCAAGUACAUUUUAUAAAACCAUGGACACACAAUAUUAUUACAAAGUGUGAGUUUUUGACAAGAUAUUUACAACUUGUGACUGUAUAUGCGGAAAGGGUGCAACCAUAAGAUCAUAAUUCUGCAUUACAGUCACCUGGUAUUUUACGUCAUAGCUCAACACAUCUUUGGUUCCAAUAUUUUCAACUUUCAACGUUUAAUAUGUAUCCUUCUCAUCUCUUCAUUUGGAGAUCCAGCGGGCAGGCUCAGUGAAUACGAACUGAAAAGAGGAAAGGGAUACAUUCACGAAAAAAAUGUAUCGUUUAAAAUCAGUCAGACACUCCAUGCAUUCCAUGUAUGAAUUUAUUUGGUGAAAAGACACGUUGAUACGUUUAUUUAAUGCUUGUUAAUAAAUUAUAAUUAUUGAUUGUGU
This is a messenger RNA of Owenia fusiformis, 2491 nucleotides long. Lineage: Eukaryota; Metazoa; Annelida; Polychaeta; Sabellida; Oweniidae. The record is from the annotation of a GenBank genome assembly.